CCGUGGAUCGGCCAUCUUGUCCUCCUCGCACGGUACCGCAAGGCACUAUGAGGCGCUUCCCGCUGCCCGUCCGGUGCUUCGCGAAGAGGCUGUACUCACUUAAAGUAGCACCUAAAGUUGCAGUGUCAGCGACUGCAGAGCGGGUGAAGCUGUCUCCGGAUGCUGAGGAUCUGGAGAUCACAAAAUUACCAAAUGGAUUAAUUAUUGCAUCUCUGGAGAACUUUUCUCCGGCCUCGAGGAUUGGUGUGUUCAUUAAGGCGGGUAGCAGAUACGAAACCACUGCUAACCUGGGAACUGCCCAUCUGCUUCGACUCGCCUCCCCUCUGACUACAAAAGGAGCGUCCUCUUUCAGGAUUACUCGUGGCAUUGAAGCUGUUGGGGGCAGCCUAAGUGUGUACUCAACGAGGGAGAAGAUGACGUACUGCGUGGAAUGCCUGCGUGACCACGUUGACACCGUAAUGGAGUACCUCCUUAACGUCACCAUGGCUCCGGAGUUCAGGCCAUGGGAAGUCACUGAUCUUCAGCCCCAGCUGAAAGUUGACAAAGCGGUCGCGUUUCAGAGCCCUCAAGUUGGAGUGCUGGAAAACUUGCAUGCUGCAGCUUACAAGACUGCUCUGGCAAACCCUUUAUACUGCCCAGACUACAGAAUUGGAAAAAUUACAUCCGAGCAGCUUCACCAUUUUGUACAGAACAAUUUCACGAGCGCGCGAAUGGCCCUUGUGGGAAUAGGUGUGAAGCACUCUGACUUGAAGCAAGUCGCAGAGCAGUUUCUAAAUAUCCGAAGUGGAGCCGGCAUUUCCAGCGCAAAGGCUGCCUACCGGGGGGGAGAAAUCCGAGAACAGAGUGGCCACAGCCUUGUCCAUGCUGCUGUUGUAACAGAAGGAGCUGCUGCUGGAAGUGCAGAAGCAAAUGCUUUCAGUGUCCUGCAGCAUGUUUUGGGUGCUGGACCACUUAUCAAGAGGGGAAGCAAUGUUACCAGCAAGCUGUACCAGGGCAUUGCCAAAGUAACCACGCAGCCGUUUGAUGCUUCUGCAUUUAACGUGAAUUACUCAGAUUCUGGGCUCUUUGGGUUUUAUACCAUAUCUCAGGCUGCACACGCUGGGGAGGUCAUCAGGGCUGCUAUGAACCAGCUGAAGGCAGCUGCUCAGGGCGGUGUCACGGAGGAGGAUGUCACAAAGGCAAAGAAUCAGCUGAAGGCUGCCUAUCUGAUGUCAGUGGAGACAGCGCAAGGGCUGCUGAACGAGAUCGGCUCCGAGGCGCUGCUGUCCGGCACGCACACUGCGCCUGCCGUGGUGGCUCAGAAGAUCGACUCUGUAACCUCUGCUGAUGUUGUGAAUGUUGCAAAGAAGUUUGUCAGCGGGAAGAAAUCGAUGGCAGCCAGUGGAGAUCUGGGCAAUACUCCCUUCCUCGAUGAGCUGUAAAAACAAAGCUGGGAUGUGGAUUCAGGAUGGGCCUGACUUGGUCACCUGUGCUUAGAGAAAUUACUAACUUGUUAUUUAUGAAUUCAGUUAUUGGAGAAAAUGAAUCUGGAGUAAUUGUGGGCUUGCACUGAUCAAAUAAAGUGCUGAGUUCAUA
Messenger RNA from Phasianus colchicus (ring-necked pheasant), 1575 nucleotides. It is a transcript of the gene UQCRC2, whose product is annotated as ubiquinol-cytochrome c reductase core protein 2. Gene Ontology annotation, cellular component: mitochondrion. NCBI's taxonomy places the organism in Eukaryota, Metazoa, Chordata, Aves, Galliformes, Phasianidae. The record is from RefSeq and is a predicted model, not a curated record. Gene Ontology annotation, molecular function: metal ion binding.